UUCUUCGGCGGACAGCCGACCUGGGGAUGAUUUCCUACGACGCUACUCCGACGUGUGAUGUAUACGACAGCAGCGCAUCGGAGUCGUGUUCGGGCUCUGAGGACGAGCAGGCGGCCAUGUCCGAGGACGAAGACGGCGCCUUUGACGAGACGGGGCGGAUCGGCAACACCGACUGGUGCCAGUGCGGAUGUUGCGCGCAGAUGCCGACAGCUGACGAGUGCGUCUGCUGCCGCGAGUACCCCGCCGCCGCGUCGAGGCAACCUGGCUGCCUAACAAGCAACCCGGAUUUCGAGACGGUGUGCUUGAAUCCGGGGGUGCUCGAGGUCGCCUACCUCAUGAUGCGCCACUACCGCCAGGACGGAAUGGGCACAACAGCGCACGAGCGCAACCGCUACGCCGCCUACCGGCAGUGCGUCCUGUGGCUGUGGCGGCGCCUUGGCCAGCACAACAGGCGACCACUGCCAUCCUGUGUGGUGAAGGCCAUCAGGGGCCGGUUUUCCGACACUUUGUAUUCUGGCUUUCGGCACAGUCACUGA
This is a messenger RNA of Ixodes scapularis (black-legged tick), 536 nucleotides long. Its product is annotated as P2X purinoceptor 7-like. NCBI's taxonomy places the organism in Eukaryota, Metazoa, Arthropoda, Arachnida, Ixodida, Ixodidae. Bases 27 to 536 code for a protein of 169 amino acids. The transcript is spliced from 3 exons. The record is from RefSeq and is a predicted model, not a curated record.